UGUGUGACGAUGGAAGAAGAGGUCCACCAGCGAGCAGCCUGAACAGGGACAUCGGGACAGCUCUCUGAGACACUGGGACACAGGAGACAGCAAACAUGCUGAAGCCAAGUGGACUUAAAAUCCCUGGCAGGGCUGGGAAGCACUCCAGCCCCGUGGGACGGACAUCAGGGACCACCACAGCUCCAGUCACCACUGGCUCAAAAGAAGGCUCACCUUUGCACAAGCAGGGUCCCGCCUCCACCGCCAGCACUGAGAAGUCAGGUUCGAAGGUCGCCGAGGUGGGCGAUGAUUUCCUGGGAGACUUCGUGGUGGGCGAACGCGUCUGGGUGAACGGAGUGAAGCCAGGAGUGAUCCAGUAUCUUGGGGAGACGCAGUUUGCUCCGGGCCAGUGGGCAGGGGUUGUUCUGGAUGACCCGGUGGGUAAGAAUGACGGCUCCGUGGGGGGAGUGCGGUACUUCGAGUGCCAGCCGCUGCAGGGGAUUUUUACGCGACCGUCCAAGCUGACGCGGCAGCCAGUGGCCGAGGGCUCGGGCAGCGACGCCCCCUCCGUGGACUCGCUGACGGCUCAGAACUUGUCCCUGCACUCGGGGACGGCCACGCCGCCUCUCUCCACUCGCGUCAUCCCGCUGCGGGAGAGCGUCCUGAACAGCGCCAUGAAGACGGGCAACGAGUCCGGGUCCAACCUCUCGGACAGCGGGUCUGUGAAAAAGGGGGAGAAGGACUUACGGCUUGGAGAUCGUGUGCUGGUCGGUGGGACGAAGACGGGAGUUGUUCGCUACGUGGGAGAGACGGAUUUUGCCAAGGGGGAGUGGUGUGGUGUGGAGCUGGAUGAGCCCCUGGGCAAGAACGACGGGGCCGUGGCUGGUACCAGGUAUUUUCAGUGCCCUCCCAAGUUUGGCCUCUUUGCUCCCAUCCACAAGGUGAUCCGCAUUGGGUUCCCAUCCACCAGCCCUGCCAAGGCAAAGAAGAGCAAGAGGAUGGCCAUGGGAGUGUCAGCCCUGACCCACAGCCCCAGCAGCUCCUCCAUCAGCUCCGUCAGCUCCGUGGCCUCGUCGGUCGGGGGCAGGCCCAGCCGCAGUGGGCUGCUGACAGAGACCUCUUCUCGAUACGCCCGAAAAAUCUCUGGCACCACAGCUCUGCAGGAGGCACUGAAGGAGAAGCAGCAGCACAUUGAACAGCUGCUGGCAGAGCGUGACCUGGAGCGGGCAGAGGUGGCCAAAGCCACCAGCCACAUCUGUGAGGUGGAGAAGGAGAUUGCCAUCAUGAAGGCCCAGCACGAGCAGUAUGUCACAGAGGCAGAGGGAAACCUCCAGCGAGCACGAGCCUUGGUGGAUGGGAUGCAGAAGGAGAAGAUUGAGCUGUUGAACCAGCUGGAAGAGGAGAAGAGGAAAGUGGAGGACUUGCAGUUCCGUGUGGAGGAAGAAUCCAUUACAAAGGGGGAUCUGGAGACUCAGACGCAGUUGGAGCAUGCCCGAAUACGGGAGCUCGAGCAGAGCCUGCUGUUUGAGAAGGCACAGGCUGAAAAACUCCUCAGAGAAUUAGAGGACACCAGGUUAACAACAGUGGCAGAGAAGUCCAGGAUCCUGCAGCUGGAGGAGGAGCUGAGCCUCAGGCGCAGCGAGGUGGACGAGCUCCGUCAGUGCCUCAGGAGCUCUCACCAAGCAGAGAGCCCCGAGCAUAACCUGGGCUUGCAGUCGGAGGCUCUUCGGCUGCGGGAUCAGCUGCUCUCUGCCAACAAGGAGCAUCAGAAGGAGAGCAGCCAGCUGAAGGAGAAGUAUGAGAAGACGUUAAAGAAGUACCAGCAGGAGAUGGAGAAGCUGAAGUCUGUCAACGAGAAGUACUCGCAGGAAAUCGUUGACCUAAAGCAUAAAGUUCAGCAAGCCACUAACGAGAACAUGGGGCUCAUGGACAACUGGAAGUCCAAGUUGGACACGUUGGCUUCUGACCACCAGAAGUCUCUGGAGGACCUGAAAGCCACACUGAACUCAGGCCCUGACACCCAGCACAAGGAGAUCGUGGAGCUGAAGGCAGUGGUGGAGAGUAUAAAGAUGGAGCACCAGCUUGAGCUGGAGAACCUGAAAGCAAAGCAUGACAUUGAGACAGCUGUGCAUGUAAAGGAGAAAGAGAGUCUCAAACUGAAGCUGCAGGAGGCUUUGGAUGAAGUGGAAAAAAGCAACAGCAACUGGAAAAUGCAACUGGAAACCAAAAGCAGUCAGCACCUUCUUGAGCUCCAGGAUGUGAAGGACAAGUGUCGAGAUGCUGAGCUGAGGGUGCAUGAACUGGAGAAACUUCAUGGUGAAUACACAGACCAGACAGAAGCAAUAGCUUUCUUGAAAGAGCAGAUUUCUUUGGCUGAAAAGAAGAUGUUGGACUAUGAAACGUUACAGAAAACAGAAGCCCAGAGCAAACAGGAGAUCCAAAGAUUGCAGGAAAAAGUGCUUGUCUUAGAGAACAAGCUGCAGUCCAUGGAGGCCCUGCACCCUUCUCAGCAUGCAAAUAUGAUUGAAACUAAUGAUAUUUCAGAAGAAAAGAUAAAGAUGAAGCAGACUAUGGAAGACCUCCAAGACAAGCUGAGUAAAAGAGACAAAGAGGUGUCGUCCCUGGUGUCCCAGACUGAAACUCUAAGGGCCCAAGUAAGUGCUUUGGAAAAUAAAUGCAAAACAGCAGAAAAGAAGGCUGAUUCAGUGUUCAAAGAAAAGAAGAGGCUGGAAGGGGAACUGGAAGCCUUGACCAAGAAAACACACGAUGCUUCAGGGCAACUGGUCCUGAUUAGCCAGGAACUGCUCAAGAAGGAAAGAGAUGCUGAUGAGCUGUGCUCGGCCCCCGUCUGCUGCUGGAAUCGCAGCGUGGCUCUAGGAGUUACGUGGGACAAGGAGAAGUCGGUGCCGGACCAGCGGCGAUACUCCCUGAUCGACCCCUCGUCGGAGUCGGAGGUGAUCCGGCUGCAGCACCGGCUCGUCAGCACGGAGGACGUGCUGCGCAACGCGCUGGAGCAGGGACACCAGAUGGAGAAGCUCAUGGAAGCGAUGAGGCUCUCCUCUGAGAAAACACAGACUGUUGGAAAUUCUGGGUCUUCUAACGGGAUUCACCAGCAGGAUAAAUCCCACAAGCAAGAGGAGAAGCUCUGAUAGAGAAGAGGUGAAGAGGAUCAUUUCACGCCAGUAUCAGCUCCUCUGCACAGUCAGGAAAAACAACACCACAUCUGGCUUUUAGCACCUCCAAAAGACCACACACAGUAUUUUCACUUCAAAGAAGGACAAUGUUUAUAAUGUAGUAACUGAUGUAAUCAGGACAAUCCUGGAGUCCAGUUUUCCAAGACAGCCAUUGUUCCAGGAGGGAGCAGAAGGAUCUCUCUGGGUUUGGUUUCUUACUUGUAUUGGUUUUGACUGUGGAAUUUGUGUUGUUUGAGCUGCCCUUGCCCCACCAGCUGACGUGGUCUGGGUGGCAGCUGCCCCGACCGGUGGCUGAAGUGCCAGCGAGUCCCAGUAACCCCACAGGAGCUGCAAAGGGAUUUGCUUGUGGUGUCCAACUCCAAAGUGUGUGCCCAGGGGCUGCACACUUCCCACGGGGUCUGUCCCUUCACUCCCACCCACCCUGAUGUCCUGAGGACCUGCACAAGUGAGUGAAACCUGCUGGCAUGAGGAAAACAGGGUGUGGGGACGUGUUCCCCUCCUCCCAUUGCAGAAGACAUCACUGUUUUAGAGCACAGAGGCUGCACUUACUUCUUGUAUCAUAGCAUGUUGUGGGAAAUAAUCCAAUUUCAGAGGAAUAUUUAUUUUGUUUCUCCCCCCCCCUGCUGUUUCUGGGGAAGGAGCUGUGGUGGCUCUGAGUUUGGGGACAGGCACACUUCUCUCAGGUGUUGGUGGCCUUUCUUCCUGCAGUGAGAUCUUUGAGCAGACCUGCUGAUGUCCCAUGCCACAGCCUGUCCAGCCUGACCCCCCUCACUCCUUGGGGUUUUAUUGGGUCUGUUUUGAACUCAAGAUCCAUAGAUGCUGGAUCUCAGGAUCACUGGCCUGGGAGCUCCAUGUUGGGGGCAGUCAGUGUGGGACAGAUGGCUUGAGGAGAAGGUUCCCUCCUUGCCUGUUUAAUGUAUCAGCUAAUUGCCUGGCACUUUCCAGAGCUGUCCUUGGCUCUUCAGUGGGAUAACCUGGGAUGGAUGAGGUGAAGGUGCUGCUGUGAGCGCUCAUACUGACUCUGGUAUGGCCUGAGUGUGAGUAUUUGGAGGAGGGGAAAUCCAGGAGUGGAGCCUGCACAGCUCUCGUGUCUGUACCAGCAGUGCAGACCCAGGCAAGGAUCCUGUGCCUUCUUCCCAAGGCUUUACUCUAACUUUGGACCUCAGCUCCCAAAGGACACGAGGGCAGAGGAGGGGGACAAUGUGCUCUUAAAGGUGUGAGAGAGCCCAGCUCAGGUUCACUGUUCAGUACCACAGGGAACAGUCACAGCAAUAUUUUACCAGGUUUCCCCCGUUAAUGCCCAACUCCUCCAGUCUUAUGAGCUCUCGUGUUAUGAUGAGGCAUCUGUGAAGGGACAGGAUGGAAGAGACCACUGGGAGAGGAGAUCUGAGCCAGAUCCCAGGCAGGUGAACAUGAUGGCACAUCAGCUCCAUUGCUUUUUGCCCUGAUUUCCUGCAUAGUUGUGUUACUUAUUCAUAGUAAGGAUUGCUGGACUUCUGCUUCCUGGAAGGAUGGGCAGCCAGAAGCAACCUGGGAAAGACUUGGGCUUCAUGGCUGCAAUUCUGCCAUGAGGAGGAUGAUGCUGAAUACUUGACCCUGCUCACUCAUGAUUAGUGGUCUCCCAUCCUUCAAAGGAGGCUGGGAGAGGAAGGGGGCUUCAGGGGAGUAAAGCAGGUCAGAAAGCACAGCAGAAAUCUGGCACAUGGCACUGGAAGGCAGAGCCUGGGAUUGAACUGGCUGGAAGUAAUUCACAUGGGAUCCCAUCCUGCCUUGUAGAGUGUUUCUUCGGGAAAGAUUGCCACAUCUCUGCCUAGCUCUGGGAGUUUCCCUAGGGUGGUCUCCAAAAUCCUCCUGGUGGUGUAUUCAUCUUCUAAGUGAUUUAGGAAAGUCCCAGAGGGAGUGUUCAUUUGUUACAGCCCUCAAUAGAGAUACCUCACUGGGAGCUGCUGUUUUAAAUUUUAAGAAUUUAGGGCUGGUGUUUCCCAAAGUGCUCCUGUUUGCUGGAUGGUCUCUAAAGUCAUGUCUGCAGCUUCCCAGGGCUUCCUGGGCCCUUGCAGGAGGGAUGCCCCAUUCUGAUUUGUAAGUUAUUUUCCCUGAUAGGUCUUCUGGUGACUUGUGACCAGCUGCCUUCACCUACAGAGGAAUGAUACCUGUGCUUUCCACCUCCCUUUGGCUCUGUACAGGGCAGGAUUCACCAGGACUGGUUAUGGGGACCAUUUAUUUGGUUCUGUUAAUCAGAUCUGAAGUUGUCAGGCUGGAGGAGCCUCUGGCUCCUGCCUCCUCCUGGGGACCAUCCUCUGAGAACAGCUCAGACCUGUGGCUUUUCCCGUUCAGCUCGGGUGACAGUGCAGAACAGCAGCAGAUGAGUCAGAGCAGGUUGAGAGUUGGUGCUGAUGGUCUUUUCUGGCUGUAAAGAGCUGUACUGGUCCCUAAGGAUCAGCCAGGAGCUGAUAGCACUGCUUGGCUCUCUGUGGAGGCUCUGUGGUUGUCCUGUUGCAGGGCUGUACCCAAAUGGGCAGUGGGGUGAAGCUCCCAACACCCUUGGGGUGCAGGUCCAUGGGAGCUGCUCCCAAAUGGGACCAACCACAACACCAACAGGACAUGCUGUCACACGUGUCAUCUGGGCUUCAGCCCAACCCUGUGUAAGGGGCCAGGAGGGGUUAGACCUCAGUCAUGUCCUCCCUCUCCAAAAUUGGCACAGGCUUCCCCAGGGCACUGGCCUCUGGCUGCCCUUCUGAGGUUAUAAGAGACCAAACUAGGGACAGACUUGGAAAGGACAAGGAGGAGAUUCCCCAGCCCCUCUAUUUAUUUGUACGUUUGAGUGCUAUUUUUGCCUAUGUGGUGGUGUAUAAAGUACUUCACAAUACUUGUUCUCGCUGGCUUGGUUCUUCGGGAGAGAUUUCCAAGGGCAUUGGAGCGCUGACGCACCAUCUCCUGUUGUCGAUCCGGGCUGGUUCCUGUUUGUGCCUUCACCCCCCCUCCCGCUUCAGCCUUGCUCUUAUCUCGAUCCCCGAGAGCUGGUGUGGGGGGCUGUGCUCUCCCCAGCCCUUCUCCCAGCCCAGGAGUGCCACGCUGGUUUUCCAUCUGGAGCUGGGUCCUGAGCAUCGUGCCCCAGAGUUGCAGGGUUGGGAGCAGGAGGUCACGCACUGCUGGAGCUCUGGGCUCCGAGGGAAGGACCAGCACCCCGGCUGUGGGAGCAGCCCCAGGGCCAGUGGCAUUACCCUGACAGUUAGUGAUGCUUUUCUGCUGAAAGCUGAGCUGCUAUCCAGUGAAAAAAAGCCUUUGGAAUGGAGACUACUCUGUGUUGAGUGAUUUCUUCUCUAACUCACAAGACCAAAGGGAAAAGAAUCAGUCUUGCUUGGGGAUUUCAGCUUUAUCCCUCCUGCAGCAUCCAGAGAGCUGGAGCAAGGGGCAGCACCGUGCUGGUGCCCUAUGGAAUGAUUGUGUCAGGCUGCCAGCCAAGGCCUUACAGCUCCUGCCUCACCCCAGCCACCAGCAGCUCCUCUGGCUUGCAGUAGAGAUGCAUGAGGGUUUCAUUAAACAAAAUGAUGCAAAUUACACUGUAAAAGUCUUAACAAAAAUUCUAGUACUCCAUUAUUUGGCAGCUUUAGCAGCUCAGCACUAUCUGUAGGGAGUUAUUAAUACACUAAGAUCCUAUAGGCCUCAUGUAAGUUACCAGAAUAAAGACAAUACUAGAUGUAUAAAUGGAUGAUAACCUUUUACCCGUACAGUAUGUAUUACAAUUUUGUAGCUUAGUCAUUUUUUGGCUAUCAGAUUUUGUUAGUAUGAUAUAAAAAAAAAAAAAAAGACAAAAAAAAAAAGGUUUGACUGCUAAUGUCUAUUUUGUUAUUUGAUUCAUUUUCUUCCUCUGUACAAAAGCUGUACAAAUCUGUCUGUGUAACUCCUCCACAUCUGUAUUCAUGUACCACCCCCCUGUCCUGGCUUGCUGGUGUGGUGAGCUCGUACUAAACAAUAAACUCUGUGACUGAAGUCGGGCA
Pipra filicauda (Wire-tailed manakin) is the source of this 7171-nucleotide messenger RNA. It is a transcript of the gene CLIP2, whose product is annotated as CAP-Gly domain containing linker protein 2. Gene Ontology annotation, biological process: cytoplasmic microtubule organization. Gene Ontology annotation, cellular component: microtubule plus-end; cytoplasm; nucleus. Lineage: Eukaryota; Metazoa; Chordata; Aves; Passeriformes; Pipridae. Gene Ontology annotation, molecular function: microtubule plus-end binding. Bases 96 to 3128 code for a protein of 1010 amino acids. The transcript has 17 exons. The record is from RefSeq and is a predicted model, not a curated record.